GUAGACCUACAGGCUGCCGGUUGGAGCCGUCCGGGAGCGAAAAGAAGAAUUAGACUGUGUGUUUAUGUGGCUGGGCUCCAGUAAAUAUUUUGAUGCAUCUGCUGCCAGCUCUGGUCUGAGGGAAUCUACCUGGCAUUUAGAUUUGGAUGGGGAGCUGUUUUGAAUGAUAACGGUGCAGCUGGCUGUGAGUCAGUGCAUGUGUGUUGGCUGGGAAAAAAAAAAAUCUCCUAGCUCAACGUUUGCUGAAUGCUGAGCUGCAGUGCUCGCUGCCUUUUUUUUUUGUGAGUAGACGAGCCAAACAGAUUUUUUUCGGGGGCGACAAGGAAACUCAAAAGUCACCCUCAACUACCUUUAAACAUGGGGGCUGUGAUGGGCACCUUCUCCUCACUGCAGACCAAACAAAGACGACCCUCCAAAGACAUCGCCCGAUGGUAUUACCAGUACCAGAGAGAUAAAAUUGAAGAUGAGUUGGAGAUGGCCAUGGUGUGUCAUCGGCCUGAAGGACUGGAGCAGCUGGAGGCACAGACCAACUUCACCAAGAGGGAACUACAAGUCCUCUACAGAGGCUUUAAAAACGAGUGUCCCAGUGGUGUUGUUAAUGAAGAAACAUUCAAACAGAUCUAUGCCCAAUUUUUCCCACAUGGAGAUGCAAGCAUGUACGCCCAUUAUCUCUUCAAUGCCUUCGACACAGCUCAGACAGGUUCAGUGAAAUUUGAGGACUUUGUGACCGCUUUGUCAAUUUUGUUGAGAGGAACAGUCCUUGAAAAGCUGCGGUGGACCUUUAACUUAUACGACAUCAAUAAGGAUGGAUACAUAAACAAAGAGGAAAUGAUGGAUAUCGUCAAAGCCAUUUAUGACAUGAUGGGAAAGUACACUUACCCCGUGCUCAAAGACGAUGCUCCAAGGCAGCACGUAGAUGUGUUUUUCCAGAAAAUGGAUAAAAACAGAGAUGGCGUCGUGACUUUAGAUGAAUUCAUUGAAUCCUGCCAGGAGGAUGACAACAUCAUGAAAUCCCUACAGCUCUUUGAAAAUGUCAUGUAACUGUGAUUAACGAGCCGACCGGCCACCAGAGACAUUGUGCCCACCGAGAACCUCAACAAACCAAGCGGCCCCAGUUCAGAAGUUACCCCCCGAGCUCCUUGGGAAGGAAGCUUUACACCCUUCAGAAGAAGAAAUUUUUUAGUAUUUCUCCCACCCUGCUCUACUUCAGACGGUCAAGAAUCCCAACUCCUUCCUCCACCCUCGGAAGGGACGAUGACUAGAUUUUAUUUCAUUUCAAAGCAUGUUACUAAUUUCACCGCCCCCCUACUGCUUCCCAGGAGAGGACACUUCCACUAGAAGCUUAAUGAAUCGCGCACGCAGCAUCCUGUUUGUUCGUCUCCAGCUUUGCUGUUGUAAACCUAGUCGACUUGGGGGCCUCAGGUAGCCCCAGAUCUGAGCUUGAGUGUGUUCUGCCACCUGCUGUGAUUGGAUACUGAAUGCAUCCCGAUCCGCCCUACAGCUCCUCA
Ornithorhynchus anatinus (platypus) is the source of this 1508-nucleotide messenger RNA. RefSeq names its product potassium voltage-gated channel interacting protein 1 (gene KCNIP1). Gene Ontology annotation, biological process: regulation of potassium ion transmembrane transport. Gene Ontology annotation, molecular function: transmembrane transporter binding; potassium channel regulator activity; calcium ion binding. The record is from RefSeq and is a predicted model, not a curated record. NCBI's taxonomy places the organism in Eukaryota, Metazoa, Chordata, Mammalia, Monotremata, Ornithorhynchidae. Gene Ontology annotation, cellular component: voltage-gated potassium channel complex. The transcript has 9 exons. The coding region runs from base 358 to 1041 and encodes 227 amino acids.